GAUUGUUCUAAAUUUUUUGGACGGGUUUCUUGUCUUUUUUUCUCCGGAUUACUGGGAUCACGCAAACAUAACCGACCAACUUCGACAGAAGAUUCUAUAGCGCUCUCUGCGGGAUUACCAUUUUGCACUAGGGUGGCCCUUGUACCAAAAAUGUGUGACCACCACGACCAUGGUGGACAUGGUCAUGGAGCGUGUGCUGCGGAACAUACUGGGGAUGAUGUUGAGAGAGGAGUUCAGUACAGUUUGUAUCUACGAAUCGAUCUGGACCACCUUGAAUGUUUGAAUGAAGAUGUUGAGGGCUCUGGUAGGAAAGUUUUCAAAGCCUGGGAAGAUCGUCAUCAGCGAGAUGUCUAUGCUGAGAGUGCCGAUGAUGCCGAGUUAUUGUUUAACAUUCCUUUUACUGGCAAUGUGAAACUUAAGGGAAUUAUCGUCAGCGGUGAAGACGGAGACAGUCAUCCUGCUUCUAUGCGCCUGUAUAAAAAUCGCCCAGAAAUGGGAUUUGAUGACAUGAGUUUACCACCAGACCAGGAAUUUGAACUGAUGAAAGAUCCUAUUGGAGAAUUGGAAUAUGGUGUCAAGAUUGUAAAGUUUGCCACUGUCCACCAUUUGACGAUUCAUUUCAAACGUAAUUUUGGUGCUGAUACAACCAGAAUUUAUUAUAUAGGAUUGCGAGGUGAAUUUACUGCGGCCCGGCGCGAGGAAAUUGUAAUAGCUAAUUAUGAACUCAAGCCGAAUCCAUGUGAUACCAAGCUCAAAGAGAUGACUUUGUCUUCGAAUUUUGUACAAUAAACUUUCCGAAUAGUUACCGUCAUACUUUUAUGAUUGAAUCCCAUUUUGUUUACUGGACGUUCGUGAAAAGUGGACAUAAUUUUUGCUUGAUGGCUGUCUCUUGUUCAAAUGUAGUUUAGUUUAUUGCACCAGUCUUGGCGUAGUUGAGAAACGAUUUAAAGAAUUUCUUUGGAUAUUAUCGACUGACGUGUAAAACGAUUUUUGUCCAGCAAAAAUUUUAAGCAGUUUUAAGAAAAACUGCUCGCUUUGUCUGUUUGAUUCAAUAGUAUCUGUAGUUUUAAAAUGUUGAGUGGUUGCAAAUGCGUCUGCUGGAUAAUGUGUGAUGGAUCUGGGAUCUCUGCGGCACGCUUGAUGUUGGAAUCGUAUUUAUCGCCGGAAUGUUUUAGCUAAUGGCAGUGGCAAUACUACUGGCGUCGCCAUGCGGGGCGUAACAGUAAAAUACUUACACUAAA
This is a messenger RNA of Paramacrobiotus metropolitanus, 1241 nucleotides long. RefSeq names its product PITH domain-containing protein 1-like. The record is from RefSeq and is a predicted model, not a curated record. The transcript has 7 exons. Gene Ontology annotation, cellular component: nucleus. Lineage: Eukaryota; Metazoa; Tardigrada; Eutardigrada; Parachela; Macrobiotidae. The coding region runs from base 151 to 789 and encodes 212 amino acids.